Aspergillus sclerotioniger CBS 115572 is the source of this 1342-nucleotide messenger RNA. Its product is annotated as NAD(P)/FAD-dependent oxidoreductase. Gene Ontology annotation, molecular function: saccharopine oxidase activity; flavin adenine dinucleotide binding; sarcosine oxidase activity. NCBI's taxonomy places the organism in Eukaryota, Fungi, Ascomycota, Eurotiomycetes, Eurotiales, Aspergillaceae. The record is from RefSeq and is a predicted model, not a curated record. The transcript has 2 exons. Bases 35 to 1342 code for a protein of 435 amino acids.
UAUCACUGACCCAAAUCUAUCGUUGAGCACGAUCAUGGUAUCAACCUCCAAAUCCGAUCCUAUCGCCAUCAUCGGCGCAGGCGUCUUCGGCCUCGCCACGGCCCUCCACCUCUCCAGCAACGGCUUCACCAACAUCUCCGUCUUCGAAAAAGACACCCAAAUCCCCGCCCGUUAUUCCGCUGGCCACGACAUCAACAAGAUCGUGCGCGCAGAAUAUGAAGACCCAUGGUACACCGAGCUGGCCCUCCAAGCCAUCGAAGGCUGGAAAACCCCCCUCUACGCCCCCCACUACCACCAAACCGGCUUCCUCCACCUCGUCUCCGGCUCCGCCCCCGAGAAAGCCUCCCAAACCAUGAACCGAUUCCUGUCUUCCAUCCGCACCCACCCCACCUACAAGGGCAAGCUCUCCACCAUCACCACCCCAACCGACAUCCGCAACAUAGCCUGGCAACUCACCGGCCCCCUCCCCGGCUGGAACGGCUACUUCAACCAACUAGCCGGGUACGCCCACUCCGCCAACGCUCUCCGAGCAGUCUACGAAGCCUGCGCAGCAAGGGGCGUAAAAUUCUUCCUGGGUGACCAAAUCGGCAAAGUAACCGAGCUCAUCUACGACAACACAAACAAGAAGCAAGUCACGGGAGUCCGCACAGGUAAUGGUCAAAUCCACUCCUGCCGUCUGGCCGUCGUGGCCAUCGGCGCUGCCGCAGCAACUCUUAUCCCAGAGGUUGGGAGCCAAGUCGUCGCCAAGUCCUGGUCCCUGGGUCAUGUGAAACUCACUGACGAUGAGACCUCCAUGCUCCGCGGUAUUCCCGUGACUUAUGCGCGUGAUCUGGGAUUCUUCUUCGAGCCCGAUCCGAAGACUAACCUGUUGAAGAUCUGCCCCAUGGGAGGCGGGUAUAUCAACACGGAUCCCGCGUCGGGGGUGUCUUACCCGCCUGCCACGCUGCAGGAAAGCGAGAAUGUUCUCCCGGCUGAGGAUGAGAAGCGCAUGAGACGGUUACUUCGUGAGACGCUACCACAGCUAGCUGAUAGACCCUUUGUUGAGAAGAAGCUGUGCUGGUUUGCCGACACGAGUGAUUCGGACUUUAUUGUGGAUUUUGUGCCGGAGACGGACGGGUCGGUGGUUCUUUUGUCGGGCGAUUCGGGACAUUUGUUCAAGAUGCUUCCUAUUGUGGGUGAUUGGGUGUAUACGUUGCUUAGGGAGAGGAAGCAGGGAGUUGAUCGGUGGAGGUGGAAGGGGAGUGCGCAGAAGAAGGGCAAGUGGGAUGGGGAUGUGAGUUGGCGGUUGGGUGAGACGAGGGAGUUUGAGGAGGUUAGACUUAUUCCGGGACCGAAGUUGUAG